GAGAUUACCUAACUAAGGGUUAUGUUUCCACGCACCUAGGUUCUUCGAUUCAGCCCUUUGUAGUAGCUUUGUUGUUUCUGGUAACACAAUAGCUCCGUCCAAGUAUCACAAAGCCAGACUUCUACCAUUAAUCCUCCAAGAUGAAGUAUCCGCGCUGCCUGAACAUGAACAUAUGAUGAGUCUAAACUACAAGGGAAGCCUAAGAUACAUUGCUGGUGGUAUAUUUCUACAUAGCCUCUGGUUCGCCAUUCCCAAACUGGGGGGCCCUUCAACGAUGCCGAAGACGUCAACGAAAUCUGCCAUAGAUCAAUUUCAAGAUAAGUUCCUUAUUGAACCAACAUUCAGAUCCAAACAACAUGUGCUUCACCCAGAAGACCAUCCAUACAGUAUGUGCCCAUUCCACAGUAGAACUAAUCGAGUGUAAGAAGUUUCUCGCAAAAAGCGACAAGACUGACCGCGAUGCCUGCAUCAUACCUAUCUGCCAACACACCCAGGCCCUAGCCACCGUCCUCGGCUUCUGCCACCACUGUGAGGUGGUCUACAAAGACGUCGACGUCUCCACUGUCAGCGCCUCGGAGCUACUUGACAACUACUGGAAGUUCAAGGCCGUACAGAAAUGGCACCACCCCGUCGAUCCUCUAAUGAUCCCCGCCUUGGCGCUUACAGAAGCGAGCAUGGAGCUUUCCUCAUCGUGGUACACCUUCGCACGAAAUGAAAAGGAACUGGGGAGAGACAUGGUAAUGGCUGCUUCCGUGCAGUCACUGGUCCAUGCCCUUGGCGAGCCCAUCACACACCCUUCUUGCGAUCUGUGUCGGAGGAAGCACCGCACGGAUGUUUGUCGGAUGGCAGUUGGUGGACAGAGGGCGACUGUUAGCUGGGCUACACGUCUCGCCAAUGCUGGGGACAUCUUCAAGACGUACGAAGUCUCUCAUGUGCUGAGCCACACCAGUAAAGCGGAAAAUGCGAACCAUGGUGAUUAUGGAGAUGAAUCGGUCCUCUCCUUGGAAGAGGUUCGGAUACCACCGUGAGUCGCUUUCAUCUCACAGCCGCUUGGCUCCGAGAGCCCUCCGUCGCGCCGCCUGAACAUCCAUGAGCGUCGUGAGAUUGAGUUCAAGGAACGACAAAUAUUGUUUGCUGAGCUCGCGGCCAACCACGAGAAGGAUAUCGAAAGGCUCAAGGAGCAAGCAGAGCUUGAGAUCAGAGCAGAGGAGGAGUUCAGGAAAGCGAUAUCAGCCUCUGAUAAUGC
Colletotrichum godetiae is the source of this 1246-nucleotide messenger RNA. RefSeq lists its product as uncharacterized. The transcript has a single exon. NCBI's taxonomy places the organism in Eukaryota, Fungi, Ascomycota, Sordariomycetes, Glomerellales, Glomerellaceae. Bases 357 to 1028 code for a protein of 223 amino acids. The record is from RefSeq and is a predicted model, not a curated record.